UAUAAAUGUUUGACAUAAUUAACUGAUGUAAGUACAUAUCAGUAGUGUAAACUUGUGAAAACGAGGAAUUGCCGAUGGUUACAUUCAUAAAAAAACAUGUAAUUAAUUAUACAAUAAUGAAUUCUUUAAUUAUUCUACAAUUAUUAUUAUUAUUAUUGUCGUUAUAUACUACUGAUGAUAAACUAAAAAUAUGCAAUUUUGAUAUACCCAAUAUAAAAACUAAUAAACCAUGUAAUAUUGAACGUAUAGAAAAAGCUGGUAGACGACAUCAAUUCUUAUUAUUUAAUGCAAAUGAAAUCAAUAUUACAUUUCAUUUAUUUUGUCCAAUAUGUCCAGAUGAAAGAUUAGAUCUAUUCGAAUGGAAUUAUAUACCACAUUAUAAAAAGUAUAUUAUAUUUAUUAGAUCUAAUAAAACAUUAUAUGAAAGUGAUACUAUGCUUAAUAAUAAAUUAUUAGAAAGAAUUAAACAAGAUCCAUUCAAUGAUCUUUGUAUUAGUAAAUCUAAUUCACAAUUAAUUGGACAAAAUAUUAAUGCAAAUAAAUAUUUAGGAACAUAUGUUUGUCAAUAUAUAAAAGAUAAAAUGCAUCCAGCUAAUUUUAUUUGGUAUCAUUUAUAUAGAAUUGGUUCAUUGAAACAAAAUUCUAAACUAAUAAACAUAUCAAAUAUACAACAAAUACAUAUAUUACAUAAUCAAAUGAAUAUUACAUUAAACAAUAUUACUGAAUUAGCUAAUUAUCAUUUACGUUUUAUGACUAUUAUAUUUAAAAUAGAUGAAGAAAAUGAAGUUAGAAAACAUUGUGACAAAAUUAAAUUCAAUCAAUAUAGACGAUGUUAUUUGAAAAUACCACGAUUCGAAUCAGAACUAAAAGAAACUAUCAAGAAUCAUGACAACAACACCAUCACCACCAUCACCACCACCACCAACAACAACAACAACAACAAUAGUAAUGAUUAUGAAAUGAUGGAAAUUAAUAAAAUAUUAAGAUUAUCAUUUGAAUACUUUACACGAUUAUAUGAUUCAAAAUUGAAUGGUUCCAAACAAUUAGCUAUGAAUAAAGCUAAACGUUUAGGCUUUAAAUUAUACAUUGAUGAUCAUUUUAUUCAUAUACCAUGUGAAUAUGAAUUAUUACAGCAUAUAUGGAUACCAAUAAUAGAUAAAUUUUUACUUACUAGUAGACAUAUAGAAAUUCAUGAUGAAAUAAUAUGCGAUCAAAUUGAUCCAAUCAUCAAAUGGAUCAAUUUAAAUAAACAAAUAUAUCAAAUGAAUAAAACAAAAACUUUUCUCAUUAAAACUAUUCAACAGAAUUCUUUUCAUUUAUCAAAACAAAAUCAUCAAUUAUUUAAUGAAUAUCAACAAAAUUUAAUAGUGAAAUAUAAUCCAAAUUUAAUGAAUUCCAAUAUAUCUUGGAUAUCAUCAAACAAUAACAAACAUAAUUAUACAAUAGACAUAGAAAAAACAAACUUACCUUAUAUUACAAAUAAUUGUGAUUUGAAAUUUGGAAUUCUUCUUAAAACUAAUAAUGGUACAUAUGAUUGUUGUCAUGGGAGAAAUUCAACUUUUAAUCUGAUGAUGAUGAUGAUUAGUAAAGGAAAUAACAUAAUUAUUGGUGCAAUUAUUUUAACUGUAUGGUUAUUGAUAUCAAUAAUUAUUUGGGUACUUUUUCUUUGUUGUAUAAACUAUAUGAAAUAAAAAUCGAGUUGAAUUAGUACCAUUUGAAACUG
Messenger RNA from Schistosoma curassoni, 1723 nucleotides. NCBI's taxonomy places the organism in Eukaryota, Metazoa, Platyhelminthes, Trematoda, Strigeidida, Schistosomatidae. The record is from the annotation of a GenBank genome assembly.